UCCCCAAUAAGGAUUCCCCUAGUCGUCCCAUGUUGAUGCCUGUGGAAAUAACACAGCUGGGAGAGAAACGAUACCUGCAACCUGUCAUCUCUGUCAAAUGGAGUGCUUUUGCUGAUGGUAGCGUGACCAGGCUUAAAGGAACUGAGGUUCACAUCCUAGAUGAAACCAGCAACCAAAGCUUGUGUGUGACUUAUCUUUUCCAUAAUAAAUUAGGGAAUACCAGGAAUCCAAAUGGCCAAAUGUGGACGUUUUCAUUAGAUAAUGUUGUGGUGGAACCCAGAAGCUCAUAUUUAGUCUCUGUUAAUAAUUUACCAAUGGGUUUAAAUUUCAAGAAUGAAAAAAAAAUUUCAAUUCCAGGAUGUGAGGAUCCCAAGAUACAAGAGGCCAGAGUAUGUGUGGAGAAUGGCAGUCUUUGGGAUCCUCACAUGGUUGUGGAUGGCAACAAAACAGAAAUGAUAGUAUUGACAUUUGACACAGGACCAUUUUCUGAACAUUACUUGGUAUCCAUCCACUACCCUGGCUUUCAGUCCGGACAUUAUGUGUCGAUGGAGAACAGAACUUCCUUAAAUGUGACUUUUGAGUUGAAUAAAUUGCAGCUGCCUCCUUGUGAAAUCAUCUUUAAGAUUCAGCCAUUUUUUAAACAGUGCAAGAAUGACUGUAAGCGUCACACACUGAGCUUUGAUUACUGCUUCUACUACCCUAGACUACCCUCUUAUAGAUGGCCUUUAAUAAUAAUGACAUCAUUGGGACUAGUGAUUUGUGGUUUCCUAGCUUGGUUACUACUAAGAGCAUCACAGACAGCUUCUGAAGAAAGUCUAUCAACCACUUCCAAAGGUGAACCUGAGGACAUUUUAGUGAAAGGAAAAAAAAAGGUUUUCAUUGUCUACUCAUCGGAUCACCCUCUGUACAUGAACAUUGUGCUAAAACUCUGCGUCUUCCUUCUGGCCAAAUGUGGCACAGAGGUGGUUCUGGAUCUGCUGGACUCUACCAGACUGAGUAUGGUGGGCAGCUUGCAGUGGUUGGAUUGGCAGAGGCAGCAGAUUGAUAGGACUUCAGAUAAGAUACUGAUAUUGUGUUCCAGGGGGGUAAGGGCCAAAUGGAGUGCUAUGUGCGGUGGGGAACCAGUCAUUCUGAAAGAGGACGCCCAGUCACCAGUUGGCGACAUGCUCACACCAGCCCUCAGUAUCAUGGUUCCCCACUUGGUGCACUCAGCAUCCUUGCAAAAGUACAUUGUGGCAUAUUUUGAGAAUGUGAGUUCUAAAGAUGAUGUCCCUUCUCCGUUCAACAUCAUAGUAAAGUACAAGUUGAUGAAGCACUUUGAGGAGGUAUUUUUCAGAAUCCUGGACGUUGAAAAGCAGGAGCCAGGCAGAGUGAAUCAUAUUGAGGGCUUAGCAGAGGAUGAGUACUUUCAUUGUUCCUCAGGAAGAGCCCUGAGGGACGCCAUUGAGAAGUUCCAUGCCUACCAGCUGGACCACCCUUACUGGUUUGAAGAGGAACUCAUAAAAGAUGAAUUAGUGGAUGAAUGCUCUUUUCAGGCAUUCACAAGGGCAGAAACAGCAGAGUGUCAUCACUCAGAGUUUAUCAGAACUCAACUUUCCGCUCUCAUCAAUGAAUAAUCAAAGCGAAUACAAUGAUAGAAAAACAAGACAUUUCAAAGGACCAGCUUCCACGCUGCUUGACCUAGAAUAUAAUGUAGAGUCAUGAUCGAUAAAGAUAACAGUAAUCCCCUCACUGUAGGUCCAGAUGUGAAUUGCAGAGGGAGAGAUUGGACUGAACUUCCAACCAGGAUCUAUUCUCUCAUCCAACAAUACUGCUUUAUGGGUCAAACUUUCAAUAGCAUUUCCUACAUUGGAUCUACCUUUUGGCAACAUUCAAGCAGCAUUUAUUUUCUAUUUUACAAAUUUGGUAAAUCUGUAAUUAUUGUACAGUAUAUCUAUGAAU
This is a messenger RNA of Osmerus eperlanus (European smelt), 1941 nucleotides long. RefSeq names its product interleukin-17 receptor A. The transcript is spliced from 9 exons. The record is from RefSeq and is a predicted model, not a curated record. Bases 30 to 1616 code for a protein of 528 amino acids. NCBI's taxonomy places the organism in Eukaryota, Metazoa, Chordata, Actinopteri, Osmeriformes, Osmeridae. Gene Ontology annotation, molecular function: interleukin-17 receptor activity.